CAAGAAGGAGUGGACCAUAGACGGCCUCUGUCAUAAAAACACACGACGAUUACGGUGGAGAGGAAAGAAAUAAAAAAAAUUUAAAAAAAUUUAAAAAAAAGAAAAAGAAAGAAAGAAGGCCACCAGACUCAUCACGCCGUCGUUUUCACCCCACCUUGUCGGAGGCCGCUUGGCUUUGCAACCAGCUUUCGCCGACGCUCAGUGUCGUUUUGGGGCGUUUGUGAGCGAGCGUACCGUGUGGUCCUAUCUUUUUUUUUUUUUUUUUUGCCUAGCGGAUUGGAAGUGAAGGUCCGCCAUAUUUUGCCUUACCACGCCCGGGGAGUGGAGCCACCGGGAAGAAGAAGAAUAAAAAGACGAAGGGAAGAAAGGGGAAAGUAGACUGCGUCUCCCGGUGCCCACUGUACGCAGCUGAAGACGGGAGAUAUUUUUUGUUUUUUUUCCCCACGGAAGGAGUGGCGAGGGUGGGGAAGGAGGUAUCGAUGGCGACGCUUAACGAUAUCCCACUCAGGAUGUGUCUUAAACGGAUCGGUUGACCACCCGGAGACGGUAAACCAGAUUACACCAAUUAAGAUAGCACUCAAGUGGAAGAGGAGUCUGAGGUGGCGGUGGACGUGAAAGUAGGAGGAGAAGAACCGGGCUUCGUCCAUUUCUCAAAUAUCCCGAUCCACUCCUCCUCGGCAACUCCGUCAUUUGCAGGCCGCUGCAUGAGCGCCUUCCCCGGCCUACUCGCUCCCCGCGCACCGGCCUCUCCGGGACGAAAUCAGUGAGAGUCGUUGACCGUAGCGAAUUAAAACGAGAAACGCGUUAAAGGAUGACCCUGGAAUCCAUCAUGGCGUGUUGCCUCAGCGAGGAGGCGAAGGAAGCCCGGAGGAUCAACGACGAGAUCGAGAGGCAGCUCCGCCGGGACAAGAGGGACGCGCGGCGGGAGCUCAAACUGUUGCUGCUCGGCACGGGCGAGAGUGGUAAGAGCACAUUCAUCAAGCAGAUGAGAAUCAUCCACGGUGCCGGGUACUCUGACGAGGACAAGCGAGGCUUCACCAAGCUGGUGUACCAGAACAUCUUUACCGCCAUGCAGUCCAUGAUACGGGCCACGGAGACGCUCAAGAUCCCCUACAAAUACGAGCACAACAAGGCGAACGCCAACGUGGUGAGAGAGGUGGACGUGGAGAAGGUCAGCAUGUUUGAGAAUCCUUACGUAGACGCCAUCAAGAGCUUGUGGAACGACCCGGGCAUCCAAGAGUGUUACGACCGGAGGAGGGAAUACCAGCUGUCCGACUCUACCAAAUAUUACCUGAACGCUUUAGACAGGAUCGCCGAAUGCUCGUAUUUACCCACUCAGCAGGAUGUGCUGAGGGUCCGAGUGCCCACCACGGGCAUCAUCGAGUACCCCUUUGACCUACAGAGCGUCAUAUUCAGGAUGGUGGACGUGGGCGGUCAGCGGUCCGAGAGGAGGAAGUGGAUCCACUGCUUCGAGAACGUCACGUCCAUCAUGUUCCUGGUGGCGCUCAGCGAGUACGACCAAGUUCUGGUGGAGUCGGACAAUGAGAACCGCAUGGAGGAGAGCAAAGCGCUGUUCAGGACAAUCAUCACAUACCCGUGGUUCCAGAACUCCUCCGUCAUUCUGUUCCUCAACAAGAAGGACUUGCUGGAGGAGAAAAUCAUGUACUCUCAUCUGGUCGACUACUUCCCAGAGUACGACGGUCCCCAGAGGGACCCCCAGGCGGGCCGCGAGUUCAUCCUGAAGAUGUUCGUGGACCUGAACCCCGACAGCGACAAGAUCAUCUACUCACACUUCACAUGCGCCACCGACACGGAGAACAUCCGCUUCGUGUUCGCCGCCGUCAAGGACACCAUCCUGCAGCUCAACCUGAAGGAGUACAACCUGGUGUAACAUAUAGAAGGACUGCAUCCAUCUGUGAAGAGAUGCAUCACACACAAAUCCAAAUCAAAUGUUUGCAUCUAAUACUAAUUUAUUUGCCAUGUGUUGGCAGACAAGAGGCAAGAAAAUUAAUUGAAAUGUGAUCUUGCUAUUUAAUUAAGGAUUUAUAGAAGAGAGAGGAAAAUAAAAGGUUUGCAUUCCUUUUUUUUAAGUCGCUUUUGACUGACUCGUAAUAAUAAAAAAGGCAAAAACUGUGAUUUUAGAAGUAUUUGAUUUUGAUAUGGAUGUGAAUCACCCAUCUCAAACACCCCCCCCCCCCCAGCUGCCCGAAAAUGCAUACCAAACCUACCCAUCUUGACUGCGCAUGUGUGGGGGCCAUUUUGCCCCAGUAUUUGCAGUCGUCCUUUGGUGGAAAAACGAAAUACCUUAACAAAAUUGUGGCUGAAUCAUCAACACUUGAAAAUAUUGCAUUUCACAGUAAUCUCAGUCGAUGAAAUCAUUAUUUUCCCGCAGUUUAGCGACUCAAUGAACCUGCAUUUUAUGCCGUUGAUCUGGCUGUGACACAAUCGUUUCGCGGUGGAAAAUUGUCAAUUGUUUGAUUUUAGGUAGUGACUGAGCGGUGAAGUUGAAGACCAAAUGUAUUUGUACAUAUCCCACCACUCCCAUAAAGAAUAAACUACAGUAUUUCAGUCUUUUUUAAUAUGAAGAAAACAGACUAGUUAUGUCUUAUCUACAUUCGUAGUCAAAAGCUAAAAUCAUGUCAUUAAGUAGGAAUGCACGGAAAGUCGUUUGAGCAUUUAUUCUAUAGCCUUGAUAUCCAGUUUGAGGUCCUCGUACACUGUUUGACCUCACUAGUAAGACAAUUUAGCCCACGAGUACAACAACUAGGGUGUACUAGUAGAACAACUGGCUUACAUUUUUCCAUUCCUAGUGUCACUUUUGGCCUAAUAGUCUGCAAUUAAACCUAACAAACUACUGAACUGCACAAGAAACACUACUCGGCCCAACUAGUAGCCUGGACCAAACUAGUACCACCAAAAUGCCCACAAGUAGUUUUGGCUCACUAGUAACAUGUAGUCCUACUAGGGGGCAGAAAUGUCAUGCAGUUCUGGGUUUAAAAAAAAAAAGUUAUCUGUAAGAUGCAUUAAUUCUACUACUAGUUGUUAAACUAGUGCCCUGAAUUGUCUUACCUGUGAGGACAGAGUGUACUAGGAUAUGGAAUAAAUGCUCAAAUGGCUUUAUGAGCAUUUAGUUGAGAUCCUUGAUAUCCGGCUCAAGGGCCAUGCACUAGUACAUUCCAUACUCUUUCGUCACGAGUCGGACAACUUUGGCAUACUAGUAGGGCAACUACAUGUUAUUAGGUAAAACUGCGCCACUUGUCAACUGUGUGAUACUCGUGCAGUACUACCAGCGAAGUUGUAAAAUUCUACUAGUUAACAUCUAGUGCUGCAUUAGUAGUGUGCAGACGUCAACUAAUGCAUAGUUUUGCCUCACUAGUAGCAUUUGUUAAGUUAUCCUAGCAGAAAUGUCAUACGGUAGUGGGGAAAACUUUACUAGUGCGCUGAAUUUUCUAACUAGUGGGGACAUAGAGCGUACUAGUACAUGGACAUGAAGCUGGAUAUCGAAUAAAUGCUGAAACGGCCUCCCACACGAGUGCAGAUUUGAUCCCGUCUGCAUUUUGGCGAGCUUCCCCUUCCCGCCGCCUGCUUCCGGGUGAGCUGUUAACGAAAACGUUAGGAGCUACGUGACGUGAGAUGAAAAUUGAUGUUUCAACUGUGCCACAUUAACACCGUUUAUUGUGUUUAUUUUUGUGUUUGUUGUAAGAUGCCAAAAGCAGUCAAUUCUACACACACAGUAUGCACUCCUUGGGAGCCAAAUGUUUGCUUUGCCACAAGCCCCGCCCCGCAAUCGCCGAGCAUUUUUAGGAUUGUCCAAUCACAGCCUGGCUGACUGUUGCUAGGUUGAACGAGGGCAACGUGUGAUAGAAGUUUGUACCAAAGUUUCUGAUUGGCCAAUUUCCCCCUCCCACUUUGAGUCAUUUUGGAGUAUUUUUUUUGUUUGUUCCCAAGAACACAAGCCUGUAAUUCACAUGUAUUGAGGCAUAGUGCAAUUAUGAAUGCUAUAAUCAUUGUACACAUAUACAUAUAUAUAUAUAUACAUAUACAUAUAUAUAUAUAUAUAUAUAUAUAUGGCAGCAUCUUUGUUGGCUUUGUAAUCAUUACGUUUUUGUUUGUUUUGGCAGAUUGAAUGUGCGGUAUUCGAAAAAUAUGUAUCUAUGUAAUUGUACGUCUAAUGGCUUUUUUUCUGAAAGAAAAUGUUAUUUACAUGUUUUUGGUUUCCUUUUAUAAGAGGAGAAUGUACAUUUUGUGUUUUUUUGGGACAGGGGGGGGGGGCGUUUUAUUUCUCAGCAAAGAAACAUUGUUCAGCUUCAGAAGUACAUAAAGAGGAAUAUGAUGACACGGUUCUAUGUCCAGUGUUUCGAGUGGCUAUUCUGUUAAAAGAUUACUUCUAUUUAAAGAUUUAAAAAUAAUGUUGGCUAUUUUCUAGCUGAACAGCAUUUUUUAUUUAUAAUUAUUUUGUAACCAUUUUUUCAUUUUAUGUUUCAGCUUUUUAUUAUUAUUUUAAAUUCUUACACUUUAAGAUUAUACAGUACAUCCUAGCGUGUCCGCCCCACUUUGGGAGGGUUAGCAUGUGUGACCUUUUGUUGUUGUUGCUGUUAGCGUAUUGGGUCAUUGCAUAUGAUUUUAGCAUUUGUCUAUAUUUUAUUUUAAAAUUAGUAUUACAUGACAUUUGAAUAUUGGCAGGUAUUUCAAUGUUUUUUUU
Molecule: messenger RNA, 4702 nt
Organism: Phycodurus eques (leafy seadragon)
Lineage: Eukaryota; Metazoa; Chordata; Actinopteri; Syngnathiformes; Syngnathidae
Product: guanine nucleotide-binding protein G(q) subunit alpha
Exons: 7
Coding region: 812-1891 (359 amino acids)
Biological process (GO): adenylate cyclase-modulating G protein-coupled receptor signaling pathway; phospholipase C-activating dopamine receptor signaling pathway; action potential
Cellular component (GO): heterotrimeric G-protein complex
Molecular function (GO): GTPase activity; GTPase activator activity; guanyl nucleotide binding
Source: RefSeq, a predicted model, not a curated record